AUGAUUAAUAGGAAAACAAAUCUAUCCUAUCUAACCAAAAAUUUGUUUACUUCAGAUUAUGAUUAAGAAACCUUAUUUUAAUCUCCGUUGAAGUCGCCUGACAAAUCAAGGCAAUUUCUGAAUUAAUCUCCAAUGAAAUAUGAUAGCAUAGACAACCUAAUGGAGAGUCAGAAUAUCCUUAAAACACAAAGACCAUCUGAAUUCAAUUUAAAGAAAAUGCUCUCUAAAAUAGAUGAUUUUGAAAGUGCAUAGGAUACAUAAAAGCCUCAUAAAACCUUUCGUUUCAGAAGACAUGAAAAUUUUCAAUCUCAACCAACCUUAAAGAUAGAAGUUAAGAAUGAUCUUGAUGAUUUCUUCAAUAAUAAUGAUGAUGCACAUAUUAAAAAACAAUCAAAAAAAAAUAAAGAAAACAAAUUGUAUCAGUUAGUAACAUUUACUGAUUAUGUUGAGAACCUAUAUGGCAAAGAUUGGUUUCAAAUCCCAAUAAGGAAACCUCGUCGACAAAACACAAUUUAAGAAUUCUUUGACACUCUUGAAUGA
Paramecium octaurelia is the source of this 540-nucleotide messenger RNA. The record is from the annotation of a GenBank genome assembly. NCBI's taxonomy places the organism in Eukaryota, Ciliophora, Oligohymenophorea, Peniculida, Parameciidae.